UGCUAAAGCUGUCAUAUUGUUUUUUUUCAUAAUUUAAUUAUUUAGAAUCUAUAUUGUACAGUGUUGUAGGUUUUUCAUUAAGCUGUUAAUCUUUUUUUCCCUCUUCAAUUAGCCUGUAUGCGAUUGUAAUUAAUAUCUCUCCCGAUCUCCCUAUAGUCAUUAAUUUUUAGUAGCCAGCGGCUUGUUAACCCAGUCACACUGACUGGUCACCGAGGAUGCAGUUGUGGCAGACUUGAUUUUUGUAUGAAGAAGAUCGACCAUUUUACUUUAAUUUUGGCUCCUUUAUUUUGGAUACAUGCACAUCAUUUGGUUAUCGUUGUCAUUGAACUAUUCGGAAUUUGACCGGAUAUACAAACACUAUUCUUUUUGUUUCGAAUGCAAAGCAUAUACAUAUUUUCUGGUUUCUUGAUGGCUUAAACGUUAUAGCCUCUGUAGGCUUUUAUAAUAGACCCACGUAUUGCAGUCCAUGUUUUCUGUUUUGGUUGUGGCUGGAACGUAAAGGGAGUCUAACCGCAGCGGCAGUCAGCCACCUUUCCACCUGGCAGUAUGGAAAUUAUGUACCGUAACUCUAUACACGCUUUGAAGCGCUUACCCUGGUGUAUUUGCAUGCCUGGCACAGGAACCGUUCGGCACACUAUAUUACUGGAUGCUUUUAUCUAUUCAGCUUCUUUAGGAAAAAUAAUAGAUGUGUGGCUUAAUAAUGAAAAGUAUGAGAACAAGAGCUGGGAAGAUGGAGAAAUCUUGAACGGGAUGCUGUAUGAGGAGAGAGGUGGGGAGUUCAGAGAGGAUCGAGGGGGCAAAGAUUAUACAAUAUCUACAUGCCAGUCAUAGCAGUAGCAGCACUUCCUGUCACGCAAGCAAACCAUCGCUGGGACCUUGGUGGAAUACAAUAGAUUUUUCUGUGCACUUUUCUGCUUCACAGUGUGACUGUGGUUUUUAAGGUCAGACGAUCACUGCCUCAUCACCUACAUUGGCCUCCCAUUUAAAUUAUUUUUUUAAACUGUUCUUGAUCUGUUGAGAGAGAAGAUAAUCGCUGACCUUCACAACACCUCUGUCUGUAUUUGCGCCGAGUGUUUAUAAAAUGGAGGUCAGGCAAGAAGAUGGUGAUUGCUUCAGUGAUAAGGAGAUGGUACUUCCCCCUGGAGGGGAUGAACAUGGGGAAGGUGAGGCAAGACCUUUGGGACAUUCCCCUACACAGACUGCCAGCGACAUCCUUGCCAGUGCCAAAAAUAAGCCCGAAGGCACAGAUACUGCUCUCGAAGGAAGAGGAACACACUCCAGACCUCAACAAGACGCCAAGCUCAGCAAUGGCAAUGCUACGUUUGUGGAUCCUAGAGGAGAGACACUUUUGGGUAUUGCCACUUCAGCUAAAGUCAACACAGACAUGACGGAAAUGACUGCUCUCACUAGCAAUGCAAGUAGCAAGUCGGACUCAUGUGAUGGCAGCAUUCAUUGCAGACCUACAGCCAGAGAGAAUAGCGUAGCAUCCGCAACGGACCUUCCAUCCCCGACGGAGAGCGCCGGAGACGAGGAAGGCAGGAGUCGGCGAACACGUCCCUCCUGCUGCCAGCCGCUAGGGCGGUUCCUGGCGGUGUUACGGCGUGGUCUGCGGGCUGUGUACAAGGGCUGCCUGCAUGCCAUAGAGGAGACGCCCACAAUGCUGGCCGGACUGCUACUCACCAUCAUCUUCUGCAUAGCUGUUAUUGUCAUCUUUGCUGCCACACACAGGAAUGUUCAUGUGCAUGUAGGAGAACUGGCAGUGGUUAGCGUGGUCCUGUGCGUGUGCACUGGUCUGAUGGUGGUGUUACCUUGGCUAGCGGUGGUGCGGCGCUGUGGGGGAUCCCUGGCCCUCUUUGUUUGGGCGUUACUCUACAUCAUCGCCAUCGUCUUCAUCUUUACCGGUGGUGUCAUUGCCGCCUGGGAGCAGGUUGCAUUCUUCCUCUUCCUCUCUCUCUCCGUCUAUACAGUACUCCCUCUCUCCCUCACCUGGGCUCUUGUGUUUGGGUUGGGCACCAGUGCAUCUCACAUCAUCAUCAUCAGCGUCUACGUGCCCGUCACCAGCCCCAAAAUGGCCGACCUGGCUCCGCAGUUGGUGGCCAAUGGCGUGCUGUUCCUGUGUGUGAACUGCGUGGGUGCUUUCCACCGGCACCUCACAGAGAGAGCCCACCGGAAAUCCCGUCGGGAGACCGAGAGGUUCGGUGUGGUCCAUUCAAGGAGGGACUUGCAGAAACGGCAGCAGGAGCAUCUGCUGUUAUCAGUUUUGCCACGAUACAUUGCCAUGGAGCUUAAGUCAGAGAUUAUCAAGCGACUGUCUGAUAAAUACCAUGGCAGAGACAGCAAGCAAAACUUCCACAGUCUGUACAUCCAACAGCACAAGGACAUCAGCAUCCUCUAUGCUGACAUUGUGGGAUUCACCAAACUGGCCAGCACCUGCACACCAGAGGAGGUGGUUGGAGUCCUUAACAAACUGUUUGGUAAAUUCGAUGACAUCGCAAAGAAAAACGAGUGCCUGCGCAUUAAAAUUCUGGGGGACUGCUAUUAUUGUGUCUCAGGCCUGCCAGAUCCCAUUCCUAGCCACGCCUGCAACUGUGUGCAGAUGGGCCUGGACAUGUGCACCGCCAUCAACAAACUGAGGGAGGCCACAGGGGUGGAUAUCGCCAUGCGUGUGGGCGUGCACUCUGGGAAUGUGCUCUGCGGUGUGAUUGGCCUGCAGAAGUGGCAGUAUGACGUCUGGUCACAUGAUGUGACUUUAGCCAAUCACAUGGAGUCCGGCGGUCUACCAGGGAGGGUCCAUAUCACGGAGGACACAUUGAGGCACCUGGGUGGGGCCUACCAGGUGGAGGAUGGAGAUGGGGCCAGUCGAGACCCCUGCCUGCAGGGUAGGAGGACCUACCUAGUCAUUGACCCACAAACAGAUGGUUCCACCACAUGGACAUCUAAAUCUUCCAGGGCGAAUGACAGGAGACUCAGGGCUUCGGUCAGGAUGUCUCAAUACCUGCAGUCGUGGCAGACAAUCAACCCCUUCUCCGAGCUGAACCACCCAGUGCAGCCUAAGGCUAGGCCCACUGCCCCAGCCUUUGGCCUCACAGAACCACAACCCACGGAGGGACUAGCCCCUCACACAGUCCUGCACAGGGAGAACUCCCAGGGAACGGAAGAUGGAGUCAUUGACACACUGGACUCUCUGGACCCUGAAGAGGAGAUGUGGAGGAAACAGAAGUUGAACUGGCUCACUCUGCUGUUCAAUAACUUUAAAACGGAAAGACAGUACCGGCUGUCGGAGGUGGGGGAGCUGCACUUGUCUGUCGGCUGCCUGGCUCUCAUCUUUGCUACCCUCUUUGUGGUCCAGAUGCUGGUGUCAGCAAAGAACACUGCCAUAGCCGUGUCAUAUGGUGUCACCUUUCCCGUGUUUGUUAUUCUCCUCCUCAUUGUCUUCACGGGGUACUUGAAGCGAUGGAGAUCCAAGAUGCCUCAGGGUGUUCAGUGGGUUCCCUCGCUAUCUCAGGGAGUGGCCAGCAGGGCGGCGCUACGGCUGCUCUUGGUUUUCCUCUGUGUGCUCAUCACACUGCUCAUGGCCAUUCUCAACUUUUUCUUUCUCCCGGAGCCCAGCUGUUCCACAUCCCAGAAUGCAACAGCUCUAGAGGCCUUCCAACUCUACACAGUGCCUUACUACGUGUACUGCUGCCUGUUGGCCAUGCUCGGCGUGAUCGUGUUUGUGCGGACCUGCCUGGAGGUCAAAGUCUUCCUGCUUACGCUGGCGCUGGUGGUCUACCUGGCCCUGUUCCUCUGCGUCUAUGCCGCUCGCUCUGACUGCUACGUGUACCAGCUCUACAGCAACACCAGCCAACCUGGUGUCCUGAAGGAGCCUAAGAUCAUAGCUGGAGUUUGGCUCUUCAUCUUUUACUUCACCGCCUUAAUUCUGGCUCGAAAGGAUGAGCUGGUGUGUCGCGUGGAGUUUCUCCUGCAGAAGUGCUUCCAGGAAGAGCGUGAAGAGAUGGAGACAAUGGAGAAUGUCAACAAGCUGCUCCUACAGAAUGUCUUGCCUGCUCAUGUAGCCUCCGUCUUCAUUGGCAAGAAUCGCCGCAAUCAGGACCUGUACAGUCAAUCCUGCGAUUGUGUUUGUGUGAUGUUCGCUUCAGUACCUCAGUUUAAAGAGUUCUACAGCGAGAGUUCAUUGAACAAGGACGGGCUGGAGUGCCUUCGCUUUCUCAAUGAGAUAAUUGCCGACUUCGAUGAACUCUUGUCCAAGCCAAAGUUCAGCAGUGUGGAAAAAAUUAAAACUAUUGGUAGUACUUACAUGGCAGCUGCAGGGCUGACUGUCACAGCAGGAGAAGAGAAGAAGGAAAACAAUGGCUCCAACAGCCAUGUGCGCUCAAUGGUGGAAUUUGCAUUAGCUCUGAUGGCUAAGCUGGAGUUAAACAACACACAUUCUUUCAACAACUUCAAACUCAGGAUUGGAAUAAACCAUGGUCCAGUGAUUGCGGGGGUGAUCGGUGCCCACAAGCCCCAAUAUGACAUUUGGGGGAAUGCUGUCAAUGUGGCUAGCAGGAUGGACAGUACUGGAGUCCUGGACAAAAUUCAGGUCACCGAAGAAACAGCAGAGGUGGCCCAGUCUCUGGGCUACAGCGUGACACUGCGGGGAGUCAUCAUGGUCAAGGGAAAAGGAGAGCUCACCACCUAUUUCAUCAACACUGACCACUGACAUUUUAUUUUACUGGAACUUGAGAAUAAUAAUCAGUUAUCAUCACUGUUGAUCAGUGGGUGUGUCAGUGGGCAAAGCUCCUGCAAAAACCAAAGAUUUGAAGAGUGAUUGGAUGGACCUGAUUGUGUACUGGACGAGAGACUGAGUUUUUGCAGUACACUGCAGUUGUGCUCAUUAGUUACUUGAAGCUUUUUGAUUAAUUUAUCUCUAGAAAAUAAUUUUACAUUAAAACUGGAAGCUAAUAGGUAAAAUAAUAAUAAAGUGAAUGGCGUGGUGGUGCAGUGGUUAGCACUGUUGUCUCACACCUCUGGGGCUGGGAUUGGAGUCUCUGCCGGGGUUGUAUGUGUGUGCAUGUGUUCCCUGUGUCAUUGUGGGGUUUCCUCCGGGUGCUCCAGAGUCCAAAAGCAUGCUAAGGUGAAUUGGACCUACCAAAUUGCCCAUAGGUUUGUGUGUGGGCCCCGAGAAAGGUUGGCACCUCACCCUAGGUUAUUCCCUAUCUUACACCCAUAGGCUCCAGAUUCCCAUGACCCUGAAUCGGACAAGCAGGCAUAAAAAAAUGGAAGGAUGGAAUAAUAGGCUGCAUCAUUGUAAACAGAGCAAUGUGGUUUCACUAAAGAGACAGCAAUGUAACAAGCUUAAAAGUACAGAAUAGACAAAGUACAGAAUGAUGGGAAUGUUGCUCUUGGCACAAUGACCUGUUUCUGUUGGAUGAAACCACAUAAUUAUGUUUUGCUUCACCAUUUUCCUUUUACAAAAAGCAGGGCAGGAACCAUUAUAAUAUACCUCAGUUAGCUUAGCUUAGGGGUGGACAGGAUGCUAUCUGACAGCAAAAGGCAAAAAAAAAAAAUAAAAAUACUAUGUUUAAAUAUGAGCUAAACAUCAGGGAAGCAGAAUGAACAAUAAGUGCUUGCGUGCUUGCUGGUUGCUGGUUGCUGCUUGCUGGUUGCUGAAUGGUAAUUGAAAUCAAAAAACCACGCAGAUCAUGGGAACACUGAGGUGGUCGUGUUUUACUUACAUUGUGCUCUAAUUGUAGUCAUGUAUUUAAUCUCAGAAAAAAGUAAAUGUUUUAUGGCAAAAUAGGUUUCUCUCUGUGGGUCAGUCUUAUUUGAAUAUUUUGUACCCUUUUAGUAUGUCCUGUCAGAACCUGAAUAUCCACCCUACCUUUAUAACACUGUUCUAUGAAGGACAUUUAUCCGGUUCAAGCACUGAGUAUGUGAAUGUUAAAUUAAAUGAAUAAAUGAAUAGAAAAAUAAAUAUUUAAUUUUGUAUUAAA
Messenger RNA from Paramormyrops kingsleyae, 5975 nucleotides. NCBI's taxonomy places the organism in Eukaryota, Metazoa, Chordata, Actinopteri, Osteoglossiformes, Mormyridae. The record is from RefSeq and is a predicted model, not a curated record.